Molecule: messenger RNA, 1974 nt
Organism: Sorex fumeus (smoky shrew)
Lineage: Eukaryota; Metazoa; Chordata; Mammalia; Eulipotyphla; Soricidae
Gene: KLHL26
Product: kelch like family member 26
Exons: 3
Coding region: 33-1919 (628 amino acids)
Molecular function (GO): protein binding
Source: RefSeq, a predicted model, not a curated record
UCCGUCACUCGAACGCGCGGCGCGGCGGGAAGAUGGCGGAGUCCGGCGGCGGCGGCGGCGGCGGCGCGGGCGCCGGCGGCUUCGGCGCGAGCCCGGGUUCCGAGCGCCCGAGCAGCCUGGCCGACAAGAAUGGGGCCAAGUGCACCUUCUCAGCACCUGGCCACAGUGCCAGCCUUCUGCAGGGCCUGGCUGCCCUUCGGGCGCAGGGCCGCCUCCUGGACGUCACCCUGACCGUGGGCUCGGAAAUCUUCCGUGCACACCGCGUGGUACUGGCCGCCUGCAGCGACUACUUCAGGGCCAUGUUCACUGGCGGCAUGCGGGAGGCGCAGCAGGAGGUGAUCGAGCUCAAGGGCGUGUCCGCGAGAGGCCUGCGGCACGUUAUGGACUUUGCCUACAGCGCCGAGGUGACGCUGGACCUGGACUGUGUGGAGGACGUGCUGGGCGCCGCUGUGUUCCUGCAGACGCCUCCCGUGGUGGCACUGUGUGAGGACUUCCUCAAGGCCGCCAUGAGCGUGGACACAUGCCUGCACAUCGGCCACAUGGCCGCCACCUUCAGCCUGGCCUCGCUCAAGGAGUCAGUGGACGCCUUCACCUUCCGCCACUUCCUGCAGAUUGCGGCCGAGGACGACUUCCUGCAGCUGCCGCUCGAGCGCCUGGUCUUCUACCUGCAGAGCAACCGGCUGCAGAGCUGUGCCGAGAUCGACCUGUUCCAUGCCGCUGUACGCUGGCUGCAGCACGACCCAGCGCGGCGACUGCGUGCCAGCCACGUGCUCUGCCACGUGCGCUUCCCACUUAUGCGCUCAAGCGAGCUGGUGGACAGUGUGCAGACGCUUGACCUCAUGGUGGAGGACGUGCGCUGCCGCCAGUUCCUGCUGGAGGCCUUCAACUACCAGGUGCUGCCCUUCCGUCAGCAUGACAUGCAGUCACCACGCACAGUCGUGCGCUCUGACGUGCCGGCGCUGGUGGCCUUCGGAGGCACCCCAUACACGGACAGCGACCGCGCCGUGAGCAACAAGGUGUUUCAGCUGCCCGAGCCCGGGGCGCGUCAUUUCCGCGAGCUCACCGAGAUGGAGGUGGGAUGCAGCCAUACCUGUGUGGCCGUGCUUGACAACUUCGUGUAUGUGGCCGGCGGCCAGCACCUGCAGCACCGCAGUGGUGAGGGCGCGGUGGAUGUGUGCUACCGCUAUGACCCGCACCUGAACCGCUGGCUACGACUGCAGGCCAUGCAGGAGAGCCGCAUCCAGUUCCAGCUGAAUGCGCUGGGUGGCCUGGUCUACGCCACGGGUGGCCGCAACCGUGCCGGCAGCCUGGCCUCAGUGGAAUGCUACUGCCCCAGCCGCAACGAAUGGGGCUACGCCUGCUCGCUGCGGCGCCGCACCUGGGGCCACGCUGGCGCUGCUGCGGGGGGCCGCCUCUACAUCUCAGGGGGCUAUGGCAUCUCAGUGGAGGACAAGAAGGCUUUGCACUGCUACGACCCCGCGGCUGACCAGUGGGAGUUCAAGGCACCCAUGAGUGAGCCACGCGUGCUGCACGCCAUGGUGGGUGCUGGCGGCCGCCUCUACGCACUGGGUGGUCGCAUGGAUCACGUGGACCGCUGCUUCGAUGUGCUGGCCGUGGAGUACUAUGUGCCAGAGACUGACCAGUGGACCAGUGUGAGCCCCAUGCGUGCCGGCCAGUCGGAGGCUGGCUGCUGUCUGCUCGGCCCCAAGAUCUAUAUUGUGGGGGGCUACAACUGGCGCCUCAACAAUGUCACGGGUCUCGUGCAGGUGUACAACACCGAGACUGACGAGUGGGAGCGCGAUUUGCACUUCCCCGAGUCCUUUGCGGGCAUUGCUUGUGCACCUGUGCUCCUUCCGCGCGUGGUGGAGCCUGCAUCUGGCCCUGUGCCUGGCCCCGGCCCCGCCCCUGCGCACAGGUAGCCCCACACUUCUCCCACCCAGGACCCAUCCACCCAGCCUGCAGAGCUCUGCCUAC